AUGAGAGUGAUAGUGCCUUUGCAAGACGUUGUCCAAGGAACAGGUGGUCUUUUUUGGGGUUCAGUUAUUCCUUGUGCUCUUUUCUACUUUCUUCAGCUUUUUCUAAAAACACGUCAUCAUAACCGUAACCGUCAACCUCCUCCUUCUAACAACCUUCCACUUCCGGAGGCUUCCGCCUUGUCACGCUCUCUUUCACAGCGGGUCAGAGGUUCAACCGCCUCCGUUUAUAUUUCGGCUAGGGCCAAUAUCGCAGUCGCAGACUCUCCUUAUUACGUAGGUUUGAAUAAAGUCGCAGAUAACCCGUACCAUCCGAUUCAUAAUCCCGAUGGUGUCAUUCAGCUUGGUCUGGCUCAAAAUACCCUAUCCGUGGACUUGAUUCAAGAGUGGUUUCGUCACCAUGGAAACGCCUCUAUACUGGGCACGUCGGCAAAUUGUGGUUGCCUCAAUUUCACUGACCAUGGAUUCAUGGAGUUCAAAGUGGUUGUGGCUGGUUUCAUGUCUCAAGUUUUGGAAAAGCCAAUUUUCUUCAACCCCUCACAUAUGGUAAUAACUGCAGGUGCCAACCCUGCCAAUGAAAUUCUAAGCUUCUGCCUAGCAGAUCAUGGAAAUGCAUUCCUUGUUCCGACACCUCAUAGUCCUGGCUUUGACGAGGAUGUAAAAUGGCGAACUGGUGUGGAUAUAGUAUACGUUCCCUGUCGCAGCACGGAUGACUUCAACCUAAGCAUUACCUCACUUGACCAAGCCUUCAACCAAGCAAAGAAACGUAGUCAAAAAGUUUGUGGAGUUAUAAUAUCAAACCCUUCAAACCCUACCGGAAAAUUCUUAAAUCGGGAAACACUACUUGAUCUUCUGGACUUUGCUAGAGAGAAGAACAUUCACAUAAUCUCUAAUGAAAUAUUUGCAGGCUCUACUUAUGGAAACAAGGAGUUUGUGAGCAUGGCAGAAAUCAUGGAUGCAGAAGAUCAUGAUCAAGACAGAGUUCAUAUAGUGUUCGAUUUAGCAAAUGAGCUCAAUCUUCCAAGUUUUAAUGUGGGAGUUAUCUACUCCUGUAAUGAGAAUGUUGUGGCUGCUUCCAAAAAAUUGGCAAAAUUCUCAUCUGUUUCUGCUCCAGCACAGCGGUUGAUUAUCUCCAUGAUUUCAGAUACAAUGUUUUUUCAGGAUUUCAUAAAGAGUAACAAAUUAAGGCUGCAGAAAAUGUACAAAGCAUUUGUGGCAGGAUUAGAGCAAUUGGGAAUUGAGUGCACCAGAAGCAAUGGUGGUUUUUGCUGCUGGGCUGACAUGAGUAGAUUCAUCCGCUCUUACAGUGAAAAGGGUGAACUCGAGCUCUGGGAUAGAUUGCUGAAUGUAGCUAAGAUCAAUGUUACUCCGGGAACCUCAUGUCACAGUAUCGAACCUGGAUGGUUCCGUUUUUGUUUUACUACUUUGACUGAAAAGGAUAUUCCUAUAGUAAUGGAACGGAUUGAGCAAAUUCUCAAAACCGCAGGUUGA
This is a messenger RNA of Lathyrus sativus (Indian pea), 1488 nucleotides long. NCBI's taxonomy places the organism in Eukaryota, Viridiplantae, Streptophyta, Magnoliopsida, Fabales, Fabaceae. The record is from the annotation of a GenBank genome assembly.